Messenger RNA from Trichoderma asperellum CBS 433.97, 479 nucleotides. The record is from RefSeq and is a predicted model, not a curated record. Lineage: Eukaryota; Fungi; Ascomycota; Sordariomycetes; Hypocreales; Hypocreaceae.
AUAUGAGCCCUCGCCGACGUCGCUGGCAUCGAAUUUGCGCGUACCCGAACUGCGGUCUCUCUGUGGGCUAAUGGCAAGCAUUGUUGCCGUCUGUCUAGCAUUAUAGAGAUGGUUGUUGCGUUGUGAAUGCUCGUCGUCGGGCUUUCAUGAGAAAAUGUCCAGCAAGAAGGACUAUGAGAAGGAACAGGGGGCAAAUGUGAGGAGCAAAUGUGAGGAAAGGCGAUGCCCUCGGAGUGCGUUUUGCUUCUUUGGAGGGAGGGUAAAAAUGCUGGUUUCGGGAAGCGUUAUGAUUGCGUUAUACCCUCUUUGCGUCUUGGUUUUUUUUUCCAGCGAAGCAUAUCACGGAGUUGCACACUUUCAGUUUAAAAGCGCGGAGUUUGGAGGCCAUAUAAUAUAAAUCUGUUUUACUGGGGGCCAUAUACAGAGCAAGAUAGCUCAUGGAUUAAGCAUCAAUAAACGGGCGAUGGAUCUAAUUUAUC